Molecule: messenger RNA, 1239 nt
Organism: Aspergillus brunneoviolaceus CBS 621.78
Lineage: Eukaryota; Fungi; Ascomycota; Eurotiomycetes; Eurotiales; Aspergillaceae
Product: putative MFS sugar transporter
Exons: 1
Coding region: 88-1104 (338 amino acids)
Biological process (GO): transmembrane transport
Cellular component (GO): membrane
Molecular function (GO): myo-inositol:proton symporter activity
Source: RefSeq, a predicted model, not a curated record
GUCCCCAGUCGUAUUCGUGGCAAUCUCGUUUCCUUGUACCAGCUGAACAUCGCCCUGGGUGAGGUGUUGGGCUACGCCGUGGCUGCCAUGUUCCUCGACGUCACCGGCAACUGGCGCUACAUCCUCGGUUCCUCCUUGGUUUUCUCCACCAUCCUCCUGGUGGGUAUGUUCUUCCUGCCCGAGAGUCCCCGUUACCUGAUGCACAAGGGUCGGGCCGUGGAAGCCUACGGAGUGUGGAAACGCAUCCGCGGCUUUGACACCUACGAAGCUAAGGACGAGUUCCUGGGUAUGCGCCAGGCCGUCCUCGCCGAGGCCGAGGAGCAGCAGAACACCAAGAAAUACGCCUGGUUGGACUUCUUCACCAAGCCCCGUGCUCGUCGUGCGCUUGUCUAUGCCAAUAUCAUGAUUGUUCUCGGCCAGUUGACGGGUGUGAACGCCGUCAUGUACUACAUGAGCACCCUCAUGACCAACAUUGGAUUCAACACGAAGAAUAGUGUAUUCAUGUCCCUUGUUGGCGGUGGCUCACUUCUCCUGGGCACCAUUCCCGCUGUGAUCUACAUGGAACGGUUCGGCCGGCGUUAUUGGGCCAACGUCAUGCUCCCCGGUUUCUUCAUCGGUCUAGUCCUCGUCGGUGUGGGCUACCAAUUCAACUACACCACCCACCCGGCUGCCGCUGAAGGGGUCUAUCUCACCGGCAUUAUCCUGUACAUGGGCUUCUUCGGAUCCUAUGCCUGUCUCACCUGGGUCAUCCCAUCGGAGGUCUUCCCCACCUACCUCCGUCAUUACGGAAUGACCGUGGCGGACGCCAACCUCUUCCUGUGCUCUUUCAUCGUGACCUACAACUUCACGCGCAUGAUGAAGGCGAUGACGCGGACUGGUCUGACCCUCGGCUUCUACGGGGGUAUCGCCUUCGUCGGCUGGAUCUACCAGAUCAUCUUCAUGCCCGAGACGAAGAACAAGUCCCUCGAGGAGAUCGACGAGCUCUUCUCGCGGCCCACGUCGGAGAUCGUCAAGGAGAACCUUGCUCAGACCAAGGAGGUUGUCGGCGAUCUGCUGAGUUUCCGGUGGAAGAAGGCGUUCUCGCCUCCCCCGAAGCGGGAGUAGUGGUUUGUGCUGUGGGUUUAGUGGUGCAGCCUUGGGGCUGUGCUGUCAGUGCUUUGACUAUGAUGUUUACCAGCGUGCCUUUGCAUGUGUUUAAUGAAUACCAGAUAAGAAACAAAAGAGGAUUGCCUCCAGAUG